AUGAUUACCAUUUUAUCCAUUAUUUACACAGAUAUCGAACAAAGAUGUUAUUCAAGUGACGGAAAAACACUCACUAAAGUCGAUGAUACAUCAAAAUAUCUCAGAAUAUCAGCAAAAUGCGAAUUAAUACAAGACAAAUGCUUUUAUCAACUAAAUUCUUUAAUUUCAUUUUCAUUUCAAGACAAUCCUAAUUUAACAACAAUUGGAAAAGAAAGUUUUAGGGAAUGCAUUAAACUUUCAAUAAUUGAUUUAUCAUCUUGUAACAAACUUAAAAUAAUAUCUGAGGAAGCAUUUUAUCAUUGCGAAAAAGUUACUGAAAUACUUUUACCAAAAGGACUUCUUGAAAUACAAUUCCAUGCUUUUGCAAAUAAUAUAUUAGUAACAAGUGUUACAAUUCCAGCUUCUGUCGAAAUAAUAGAAUCUUUAGGGUUUCAAGCAUGCUCUAAGCUAGAAAAUGUUACUUUUGAAGAAGGUUCAAAAUUAACUUCAUUGGAAUAUUGUGUAUUUUCUUUUACUAGCAUUACUUCGUUUCAAAUUCCAGAAAAUGUCGCUAAUGUUAAUGGAGCAGCAUUUGGUGAUGCAAAAUUAACAAAUCUUACAAUUCAUCCUAAUAAUAAAUUCUUUGUAAUUGAAAACAACAACUUUGUUUUUUCUGCUCAUAAAAGUAUUUUAUUCUUUAUUUGUAACAAAACUUUUGAAACAAUUGAAAUUCCAGAUUCUGUAACAACUUUAGGGAAAUUUUUAUUCUACCGUUCUAAACUUAAAUCAAUAACAUUUUCAAGUUCUCUCACAACUAUCGAAAAUGAUUGCUUCGAAUUUUCAAAACUUGUCUCUGUUACAAUUCCAAAAAUUGUGAAUAGAAUUGAAAGUUAUGCAUUUGGUUAUUGUGAUGAUUUGAUGAAUGUUACAUUUUUAGGACUCAUUGAUUACAUUGACGAAAAGAUAUUUAUUUAUUGCGAUAAUCUCGAACUCAUUGUUUUCCCAAAUUCAUCGAUGAUAGUAAACUCAUAUCAAUUCAGUUCAAGUAAUUCUCCCAAAAUAAAGAUGUCAUAUACACACAAAUCUUUUUUUUCUUCAAGAUCAAUUCUAAGAAAUACUAUUGUUUCAAUUUCAUAUAUAAAUGAAUCAGAUCUAAUUAUUACUCCAAAGUUAUUUAUUAUGAAUUCAAACCCAACAAUAAUUUAUGAAUAUUGGGAAUACAUUAAUUCAGAUUCUCAUUCUAUUACAAUUCCUAAAAACGUAACAACAAUCAAAAAAGGCGCAUUCGAAAAUUCAAUUGUUUCUAUAAUAAAAUUUGAAUCAGAUUCACAACUUCUAGAGAUCGAGAAAGACGCAUUUAGAAAUUGUUCUAAUUUAAAUUCAUUUAGUUUUUCUUCUUCAGUUUUAUUUACUAUAGGAAUUUCAGCAUUUAAAGGAUGCAGUAAAUUGGCUUCUGUGAGUUUUGCUUCAACUAAUUUAAAUCUCAUGGGUAAUACAUUUGAAAACUGCAGCAAUUUAGUGAGUGUGAAUAAUAUUAAAGAUAUUCCUAAUAGUUGUUUUAGUGGUUGUUCUAAAUUGAAAACAGUGAAUAUAAUCGAAAAUUCAAAAGUGAUUGGAUAUAAAUCAUUUGAGAACUGUUAUUCAUUAGAGAAUAUUAAUAUUCCAUCAACUGUUGAAACUAUAUCCGAAAAUGCAUUCUUAAACUGUAUUAAACUUAAAUCAAUCACAUUUCCCCAACAAAAUUCUCUUGAGAAAAUAUCAAAUAAUUCAUUUUCUGGAUGUAAUUCUCUUCAAAGCAUUUCUAAUUUCGAAUCAGAUAAAUACAAAUGCAUUGAUAAUACUCUUUAUUAUAAGAAUGAAACAGGAAAAUAUCUAAUAUAUCAUGCAAUCAAUUCACCAGAUAAAGUUCUAAGUCUUGAGUGUAAUGUCAUCUGCAGCUAUUCAUUCAAUGAAUGCAACAACAUCAUUGACAUCAAAAUUGUUUCAGACAGUGUUUCACUGAUUGAACAGUUUUCAUUCAACAACUGCAAGAAUCUUCAACACAUCAACUUCCCUUUCUCAGUUAAAACUGUUGAAUCCAAUUCAUUUUUUGAAUGCAAUUCUAUUCGAUGUCCCCUUAUAAUUGAGAACACAACUUUUGAUUAUCUUAAAAUGAUCAUUGAUUCAGGCAUUCCUCAACGACUUCUGUUUUCAUGUGGAGUAGUUCAAGGAUCAUAUAAUAUACACGCUAUUAAGCGCAUGUUUAGCAAUUCUCCAAGUUUAUUCUGGAGACAUCUUUCUAAAUAA
Molecule: messenger RNA, 2265 nt
Organism: Trichomonas vaginalis G3
Lineage: Eukaryota; Parabasalia; Trichomonadida; Trichomonadidae
Product: surface antigen family
Exons: 1
Coding region: 1-2265 (754 amino acids)
Source: RefSeq, a predicted model, not a curated record